Molecule: messenger RNA, 973 nt
Organism: Coregonus clupeaformis (lake whitefish)
Lineage: Eukaryota; Metazoa; Chordata; Actinopteri; Salmoniformes; Salmonidae
Product: stanniocalcin
Exons: 5
Coding region: 149-919 (256 amino acids)
Biological process (GO): intracellular calcium ion homeostasis
Cellular component (GO): extracellular region
Molecular function (GO): hormone activity
Source: RefSeq, a predicted model, not a curated record
CCAGUGAUUUAUGUAACAAAUGGCUAUAAAAACGUCCGGUAACUAACACCAGUCAGGGAACGACCAAGAUAUCAACAGCACAACUGUUCUCCACCGAUAAAAAUCAAGCCGACCUGUCGCAACUCGAAGAACAUCACAAUCUGACAAGAUGCUCGCAAAGUUCGGCCUGUGCGCGGUCUUCCUCGUCCUGGGGACUGCCGCCGCCUUCGACACCGACCUGGAGGAAGCCUCUCCUCGCCGUGCACGCUUCUCCUCCAACAGCCCCUCGGAUGUGGCUAGGUGUUUGAACGGUGCUCUAGCAGUGGGAUGUGGUACGUUUGCUUGCCUGGAGAAUUCUACCUGUGACACGGAUGGCAUGCACGAUAUCUGUCAACUGUUCCUUCACACCGCAGCUACCUUUAACACACAGGGUAAGACGUUUGUAAAGGAGAGUCUGAGGUGUAUUGCCAACGGCGUCACGUCUAAAGUCUUCCAGACCAUCAGGCGCUGUGGAGUCUUCCAGAGGAUGAUCUCUGAGGUCCAGGAGGAGUGUUACAGUAGACUGGAUAUCUGUGGUGUGGCUCGCUCCAACCCUGAGGCCAUCGGAGAGGUGGUGCAGGUACCUGCACACUUCCCCAACAGGUACUACAGCACUCUGCUCCAGUCCCUGCUAGCCUGUGAUGAGGAUACAGUGGCUGUGGUCAGGGCAGGGCUUGUUGCUAGGCUGGGGCCGGACAUGGAAACUCUCUUCCAGCUGCUGCAGAACAAACACUGCCCCCAGGGUUCUAACCAGGGUUCUAACUCUGCCCCCGCCGGCUGGCGCUGGCCAAUGGGGUCGCCUCCUUCCUUCAAGAUCCAGCCCAGCAUGAGAGGAAGAGACCCCACCCACCUGUUCGCUAGGAAACGCUCUGUGGAGGCUUUGGAGAGAGAGAUGGAGUAGAGGAGGCACACACAUACACACCACUUAUACCUUAAGCACACAUUCACGUAUACA